AUGGUGGCUUUUGAUUCUCCAGAGGUGGCCAAGCCUUCCAUGGAGGAUGAGGAAUUGAUGGUGAUGUCUCCACAACAAAAUAAGAAACGUAGAUUGGAGGUGGAUGUAGCUGAAGGGGGGUGUCAUACCAGGCUGGAAGUUGUGAAUGCCAACUCGAGUGAGGUCCUAAUCCAGCUGGGCUCCGAGCUGGCCGGGAGUCCAUGUUCAAAGAGUUUGUGGGAUGGUUUAAGUGGGGAAGCUGAAUCCUCUUUGAAGGGUGGGAGGUCAGGUCUGGAGCUUGGGUUACAUGGUGUCACUUCUCCAUUGCAACUAGUAGCUUCGAGCAAACGAAGGGGGUUCCCUGUGGGGGAGGGGGGAACUUUGUUAGAAAUAUGCCCUUAA
This is a messenger RNA of Prunus armeniaca (apricot), 381 nucleotides long. Lineage: Eukaryota; Viridiplantae; Streptophyta; Magnoliopsida; Rosales; Rosaceae. The record is from the annotation of a GenBank genome assembly.